This is a messenger RNA of Phlebotomus argentipes, 927 nucleotides long. RefSeq lists its product as uncharacterized. The transcript has 2 exons. The coding region runs from base 101 to 898 and encodes 265 amino acids. Gene Ontology annotation, cellular component: transcription regulator complex; nucleus. NCBI's taxonomy places the organism in Eukaryota, Metazoa, Arthropoda, Insecta, Diptera, Psychodidae. Gene Ontology annotation, molecular function: DNA binding. Gene Ontology annotation, biological process: regulation of transcription by RNA polymerase II. The record is from RefSeq and is a predicted model, not a curated record.
AUGCAGCAAGCAUUCGCCGCAGCAGAAGCAUCACGCAAAAGAAGUUUUUGGUGGUUUUCGUGGUUUUCUGGAGAAAUAAUCGCACAACAGGGCCAGGAGGAUGAGAGACGAUCCCAUACAGAAUCUUAAGAUUGUGCAGCUGGUGGAGAAAUACCCACUGCUGUACGACAACACGCUGAAGGAGUAUGACAUGAAGCAGGAGGUUGAGAAGGCUUGGAACGCCAUCGGGAGUGAACUGCGAAUGGCAGGAACGAUUGUCCGGGAUCGAUGGCGCGUGAUUCGGGGCAGCUAUGUGAGGUACAUGCGACAGCAACACGGACUCAGCGAUGGCGAAGCACCCAAGAAGCCUUACUAUUUGGCCAAUUACAUGAAGUUCGUGAAUCCCUUCCUCAAGUCUCGGGAAUCUUAUCCCGCCUUUGAGCGGAAGCGCCUCACACGGAGCCGCCGGCUGAAGUCGCCACGCGAGAAGACGACUUGUGUGAUCAGACUGAAGCGGAACAGCCCAGAGGAGUGCACAGCCGAUCAGGAAUCCCAACCAGUGGCUGAGGACAACUCGAUUUCCAUUAUUGAGCAAUACUACGAGGAUGAGCAGAACAACGUGGAGGAAUCCACGGCGAAGGAGAGCGAUCUGAAGCACGUGGAGCUGUACAACAUCGCGGAAUCCUCGUCGUCCUCCCACCGCUAUACUGUCAUCCAGACGGACAAGGGCGAGGACGUGGCCAAGAGUCCCACCAACACGGACAUCCAGUGGCAGAAGGUGGACGUGGAGGAGGACACGGCGGACCUGCACUUCCUCAAGAGCCUCCUGCCCGAGAUGGCCAAUCUGACGCCAGCGCUGAAGAACAAGUUCAAAAUCCAGAUCCUCAACUCUCUCAACAAUCUCCUGUACGGCGAAUAAAACGCCUGCCGGACAAACAAAGUGUAUCA